UUUCUGGUUUUGCUUGAUUACCUUAAAACAAGAAAAGUCUGUUCAGUCUUGCACAGCAUAACGUUUCUCCAUUAGACUUUUUAAGAGUCUUUUCUUCACCUUCUUCACUGGCAAAAUUUCAGAAGAAGCUUCUUCUUUGACCAGACAUGGAACUCUUCAUUCUGCUAGUCUUCAGCUUUUGUUGUUGCCACGCCAGUCCUCUCCAAGGCCAAGAAGUAGAUUGCGACAAUCCUGAUGUCUUCAAUGCGGUGGAUCUAGCACUGAAAGCAUUUAAUGGAGACAGAAUUGAUGGCAAUAAAUUUGCUCUCAACGUUGUCCUUGAAGCCAGCAGAACAGCAGGUCCCGGCAAAAAUUUCAUUGUGAAAUAUCAGCUAAGGGAAAGCAUUUGUGCUGUCGGAGAAGAUACUCCCUGGCAAAAAUGCAAGUUCAUACUAUCCUCAGAGGGAGACUCAGGAGAGUGUACAGCUGAUGUUCACAUUGAUGACUAUCCUAAACUUUCUGCGGUUUCACAGAAAUGCAAAAUUACCCCUGCUGUGGGGAAGGUGAACAAAUCGGAGGCUACCUGCCUAGGUUGCUGGCAUUCCAUCCCCGCCACGAGUUUGGAACUAUUGCCCAUUGUGAGAUACACCAUACGGCUGUAUAAUAACCACAGUGACCAGCCCUACCUUUCUGAAGUUGGAAAAAUUGUAAAAGCCCAACGCCAGGUGGUUGCUGGAUGGAGGUACAGUUUUGAGUAUUUGGUAGAAGAGACAAAUUGUUCCAAGGCUGAAUUUACAGACUUGACUCCAGCAUGCAAAGCUGUUCCUGCAGGUCAUGUCGCUAGCUGUACAGCUGAUGCCAUUGUAGACUUCACAGAGAUGCUUGUGCACGCUGAACAAAAGUGUUUACUUCGAGUACAAAAAAACAACACUGCUGCCACUCAUUGUGCUGGUUGCCCCCACCACAUUCCAACUGACAGUCCAGAGCUGAAGAAGCCACUGGCAGCCGCCCUGGAGAAAUUUAACUCAGAAUGCAGUGAUGAAUUCUAUUAUAAAAUUGAAACCAUAACAGAAGCUACAAGCCAGGUUGUGGCUGGAAUAAUGUACCGAGUAUUGUUCAAAAUUAAGGAGACAAAUUGCUCCAGGGCUGAGUCCCCAAAACUGAGUGAAGACUGCCAUGCUGUAGAAGGCGGCACAUUGUUGACCUGCAAUGCAUCUAUUUAUGAGAGACCUUGGAUGUCAGAAAUCCAUCCUAAAGUGAAAUGCAGCAAGGAACUUCCAAAGUUUUAUAGGAGACCUCCGGGUUUUACCCCUUUCCGAAGUCCUCAACUGGCAGGCAUAUCCAACAGCAAAAACAUACCUGGAGAUGGAUUGGUUCAUGUUCAUUGUCCAGGCCAUGGCCACAGACGAGGACGAGGCCAUGGCCACGGCCACGCCCACAAACAUGGUAACAAAAAACAAAAAAAUAAGUCUUCUAAGGAAUCUGAUGAAGACAAAACCUCCCUUAUACCACUUCCUGAAAUCCCAGAUCAACCACCCACUUCAGACCCUCUUCUACAAGAUGGAAGGAGAGAUCCUAAUGAAGAUCUCCUAUCACCACAAGACAGCACUGUGGGUUUAUUUUCUUUAUUUGAUCCACUACCGGAUAUCCCAGAACCACCUGCUCCGCAGUGUCCAGGAAAACCAUGGAAACCUAUUGCAGCUCCCACAACAACCCUUGAAGAUCCUAGUCAUGAUUUUACACUUGAAGAUCUUUUACCACCCCAUGAUGGAGAUGCAGCUGAACCUCAUGAAACAACUUCUGCUCCCAACCAGCGGUCCUCUGGAGAUUUUGAUCUUGCAGAUGUUCUGGCCUAAUUAAAAAACUGAUUUUGUUAUUUCUUCAGAAAACUCGUAAAAUCCUGCAGCAGUUGAGGUGAAAAACUUACAAGCUUUAGGGCUGUGUACAAACAUAACAUUAAAACAGGAAUAACAGCAGAUUCUUUCCUCCCAGGGUCAGCCUGGGUCCCCUCUCCCCUUUUUGCAAUGUAAUUGGCAGAUGUGCAAAGCAAAAAUGUAAACACUGAGUCAGCAAUCUUGCCUCUUUCCCCACAUGCUUCAGGCGAGCUGCCUACUUUUUUAUUUUUAAAAGUACAGCAUGUGACUUUAUUUAUUUAAGCAUUUUUCAUCUUCCUUUCUUUAUAUAGGGAAAAAAGCAAAAGCAAAUUUUAAGAAUGAUCAAAGUGCUCCAAGAAUGUGAGAAAGAUAGGUUCAGAACAUUACAGGUGCCAGCCUAUCUGCAAUGCACAGCUGGCUUCUGCAGCAAUCUUGCAAAACCAGAAUCAUCUCUGUACCUGUCCCUGACAAGAAAACCAUUUGUUUGAACAGAACAUGCUGCUUCGUUCCUAGAGUGGCCUGGCUGCUCUAAUAAUGUUAUGUUUGUCUGCAGUCUUGGUUAGCCAGUAAUAAUUUCAACUAUGAUCUAGCUUCUUGCACCUGCUUGUUUCCCACUCCACCCCUGAAACACUGGAAGUAAAUUAACUGAAGUCAGUAGAAUAUUCAAGCAUUGAAACAGUAGAAAUGAAAACAAUGUAGUCCACUCUGUCUGUUAAAUCUGGUGUAAUGUAGUACAUUUGGUGAUUUGGCUGUACUCUCUUCCUUGGCUAUAGCAAAUAAUAAAACAAGCAUCAAAACACUGAA
This is a messenger RNA of Rhineura floridana, 2657 nucleotides long. It is a transcript of the gene KNG1, whose product is annotated as kininogen 1. The coding region runs from base 147 to 1835 and encodes 562 amino acids. Gene Ontology annotation, molecular function: cysteine-type endopeptidase inhibitor activity. Gene Ontology annotation, biological process: negative regulation of blood coagulation; negative regulation of endopeptidase activity; positive regulation of cytosolic calcium ion concentration. NCBI's taxonomy places the organism in Eukaryota, Metazoa, Chordata, Lepidosauria, Squamata, Rhineuridae. Gene Ontology annotation, cellular component: blood microparticle; extracellular region. The record is from RefSeq and is a predicted model, not a curated record. The transcript is spliced from 10 exons.